ACUAUUUUGUUGACCAAAGCAGUCAGCAAAUAAUAGCUGAAAAACACGAUCUAGGAGCCUAAUAAAAGGAGAUACAUGAUCUUCUCUGACAUUCCAACUCAGGGAAUAUGCAGAAACAAGAAGAGAAAAAACAAACAAACUUCAACUAUUUUAAAUCCAAAUUACUUGAGCAGAUUUAUUGAUCUUGCAGUUGAAACUUGGAAAUAAGUGUAUUAAAAAUCAGCAUCACUCAAGCAAUCUGAAUGGGUCUAUUAGCUAAAGCAAUUUUGUGCUUCCUUCUGAUUCAUCUUUCAUUGUCGUCUGGUUCAGGUUAUGAGCAGGGAAAUGAAAACAAUAUACAAGGAGAAGGACUGAUGGUUAGGAUUAACAGACGACUAAGCCGAGGUGGGGGCGGUGGUGGUAGCGGUGGUGGUGGUCGAUCAUCAUCGUCGUCGUCUUCAUCAUCUAAUAAUGGUAGAAGUGGUAGUGGGGUGGCUUCCAAUAAGACACCUACACCUAACACUUCAACUAAUAAAAACAAUAAUGGAGGAGGAGGGGGGGCUGCCACGGUUCCUUUGGUCACUGGCGGGGUAAUUGGAGCUGGUGCGGUUGGCCGCAACAACAAUCACAAUCGCAAUCGAACUUCGUCUGCAUCUCCGAUCGACUACAACAGCAACAAGAUUGGUUUAUUAGCUCCGUUGAUAGUUGGUCUCUUGUUAGCGGUAUAGAACCGAGUUUGUAGUUGUUGUCCAGACAUUUUUGUUUAUUUUAUUGUUUAUGUCAUCCAGUGUGUAUAAUUAUUAUUUUUUCUAUGGGUAUGUAUAAUUGUAAAAGUUUGACAUGGUAACUUGUUAUUGUGAAUGUGAAAGUAAAUUUAGAGUACGAA
This is a messenger RNA of Papaver somniferum (opium poppy), 865 nucleotides long. RefSeq names its product RNA-binding protein cabeza-like. NCBI's taxonomy places the organism in Eukaryota, Viridiplantae, Streptophyta, Magnoliopsida, Ranunculales, Papaveraceae. Bases 243 to 707 code for a protein of 154 amino acids. The record is from RefSeq and is a predicted model, not a curated record. The transcript is spliced from 2 exons.